This is a messenger RNA of Bemisia tabaci, 7860 nucleotides long. NCBI's taxonomy places the organism in Eukaryota, Metazoa, Arthropoda, Insecta, Hemiptera, Aleyrodidae. The record is from RefSeq and is a predicted model, not a curated record.
AAUCAUUAGUCUGUUGUAACAAAAGUUGAUAUCCAUCAUCCAUUAUUAUGUAUCGUGUAUUUUUUAUUGAGAAAAGUAACAAAAUGAAGGACUGCCCAUCGAACUGCGUGCUCAUACGCGAAGAAUUCAUUUCCCGUAACUUGUGAUAUUGUAGCCCGCGUUCUCUAGUGCUCCUCUUAUUUCCAUAAUGUGCUUAGAAAUUUCACUGAAAUUGAAUGUUCCUUCCUCCACUACUUACUCAUUCGUAAUGCUAGACUGAAGUCUCGAUCAAAUUAGUUUACCUUGUCAUUGAAGUAUGCUAGUUCAGUGGAAGACUAGUUUUUUAUCACAAAUUAUCGUCCAGCUUCCGCGUAGCCGCUCUGUACACCUUCUCAAAAUUUUUUAUACUUAAGUCCAAAUCAAGGCCCCCCCUGAUGUCAUCUUUGUUUGCCUGUUACUCAGAUCCUUGUGUUAACUUAAUCAUCACCUCAACUUGUGCUCAAUGUGUCGUUUAAUAUUAAAUUUACUCGGAUCCUAGCAUACUCAAAUUUACAUCUGCUCCACAAAUAAUUCACAAUAUUCUAUGUUUCCGUGAGUCCCAUAAUGAGGACAUUUUUGCCUGUUCUGACUACCCGUCUGUUUUGCAAGAAAAGUGUCUGCUGACAGCACUUCCAUAUUUUACUUUAUGUUAGUCUACCAUGGCUACAGUAGAUCUAUCAUUAUGGCUGUUGUUACUUAUAUAUAUCUGCGUCCAAGUUAGUCACUCCCUUGAGUACACAUCCCAGUGGGCUGCGUCAAUCGAAGGAGGUCCUGAAAAAGCUGCUGAGAUCGCAAUGAAACAUGAUUUUGUAAUUCUGGGCCAGAUAUUCGACGAUGUUUAUCAUUUAAAACACUCAAGAAUAGCCAAAAGAUCAACUAGACCUAGUCAUGAGCAUCAUAAAAAAUUAACUUCUGAAGCUGGGGUAACGUGGGCGCAGCAACAAAUAGCAAAACAUAGGAUGAAGCGAGAUUAUCUCAAAACUAGAUCAAUUUCUGGAAUUUCAGUAGGAAGAAAAAGUAGAAAUUAUUAUUUAAAUGAUCCAAAAUGGCCUCAAAUGUGGUAUCUGAAUCGAGGCAAUGGUCUUGACAUGAACGUAAUGAAAGCAUGGCAAGAGGGAAUCACCGGCAAAGGUGUUGUUGUUACCAUUUUAGAUGAUGGUCUUGAAAAGGAUCAUCCUGAUUUAAUACAAAACUACGAUCCUCAAGCUAGUUAUGAUGUGAAUAGUCAUGAUGAUGACCCAGCACCAAGGUAUGAUCAAGUCGACUCGAAUAGACAUGGAACCAGAUGUGCAGGUGAAGUUGCUGCCACUGCAAAUAAUUCCCUUUGCUCAGUUGGUAUCGCAUUUGGAGCAAGCGUUGGAGGUGUCCGAAUGUUAGACGGAGAUGUAACAGACGCAGUCGAGGCUAGGUCCUUAAGUUUGAAUCCUCAACAUAUUGACAUUUAUAGUGCCUCGUGGGGUCCUGAUGAUGAUGGUAAGACGGUUGAUGGACCUGGUGAUCUUGCAACUCGAGCAUUCAUGCAGGGUGUUACCAAGGGGCGAAAAGGGAAAGGUUCAAUCUUCAUUUGGGCCUCUGGGAAUGGUGGGCGAGACCAUGAUAACUGUAAUUGUGAUGGUUACACCAACUCAAUUUGGACGUUAUCCAUCGGUAGCGCAACUGAAAACGGUUUAGUUCCUUGGUACUCAGAGGCCUGUAGCUCAACUCUAGCAACCACUUAUAGUAGUGGAGCAUCUCAUGAAAGUCAGAUCGUUACAACUGAUCUUCGUGGUACAUGCACAAGUAAUCACACAGGAACAAGUGCCUCGGCACCCUUAGCAGCCGGUAUUUGCGCCCUAGCUCUUGAAGCCAACAUGAAACUCACAUGGAGGGAUAUGCAGCAUAUUGUGGUGCAGACAGCACGGCCUGCCAACCUCAAAACUGCAGACUGGGCUGUGAAUGGAGUCGGAAGAAAUGUGAGUCAUUCCUUUGGAUAUGGUCUCAUGGAUGCAGGAGCCAUGGUCGAAUUGGCCCGCAAGUGGCAAACAGUACCUGAACAGCACCGCUGUGAUGUCUCCAUGCCUCUUACUGUUAGGACAAUUCCUGCCAAAAGUUAUAUUGCAUUACAGCAUACUGUGAAAAAGUGUCCUGGUGUCAACUAUUUGGAACAUGUUCAAGCGAAGAUCACAUUAAAUGCUCAAAGACGAGGUGAUUUAAGGAUAUCUUUGACAUCUCCUCAUGGCACAACCUCUGUUUUACUUGCUCAAAGGCCGCAUGAUAGUUCUCGUUUAGGUUUCCACCAGUGGCCUUUCAUGACAGUUCACAUGUGGGGUGAAAGCCCCAUUGGGACAUGGAAACUCGAAAUUCAUAAUGAGGGGCGAAUUUUUGGUCGGGCAACUCUCCAUGAAUGGUCUCUAUUAUUGUAUGGCACAGAAGAGUACCCGCUAUCAUCCAAACUUAACCAUCUUUUACAACCUCCUCACUCCCUUAAUAUCCCUCUCCUCCCUCGCAAAAACAAGUCCCGCAAUCACAAAGGAAAACAGACUGUAAGUUUGAAGCCUAAUCCCAAAUUAUUUAAUGCUAAAAAAACUGGAAAGUUCUCCUCGACAAAAUCUGUCUCUAAAUCAAACACCACUUCCCCCUCAUUGGUUGCAUCCAAAGUCACAUCACCGUUUUCCUCCGUUCCUAAAUUUUCCCAUGAGGCCACUACGCAGUCUUUAUUCGACUUUCCUUAUCUUUUGGCUCCGCCUCAACAGCCAUCUGUUUCCUCCCUUCAGCAACCACAACUUCCUGCUAUUUUUCAGCAGUACCAUAAAGUCCAGGCUCUAAUUCCUUACACUAGGUAUCCUCGUCCCUCUAAAAAAGGACUUGAAAAUCUACACGCAGACCAUGACAAUCCGGCUUGGAGGAAAUCCUCAGGAAGUGAAAUAUUGGAGUGGAACAUGAUAUUUUAUGGAACCGAGACAUCCCCAGGUGGCACGGAGGUUUCCUUAAGUGACCCCCUGAAGCCAAUAAUACUCCCUGAUGUAGCAGAUGGGAGUGAUCCUGACAGUCCAGAGCCAAAUAACAUUGGUUUCAAACCAGGCAACCGAUUUCGAGAACUCGCUCAACGGAACAAUAAUCAAGCCAUACCCAGCAGCCAAAGUUCUGCCAGUGCGCCCAAAUCUGGAUGCGUAGUAACGACAGCAACUUGCUUAGAAUGUGGGCCCGGCUACUACCUAUACGAUGGCAAAUGUUCUGUCCAGUGCCCGGUUGGGACUUACCCAAUAACAUCAGACAGCUGUCAAAAAUGCCACUAUUCCUGCCGCAAGUGCUCCGGAUCUAAUGAUUACGAAUGCACAUCAUGUUACGCAGACGCUACCUUGACAAACAUCGAUGAAGGUGCAUCAUACUGUUAUCCGAAGAGCCUCAUUCCGUCCAUAGAUGCAACCAAGUGGUAUUUCCGUGCGUGCAUAGCUCUUGCAAUCAACUGUUUUCUCAUAUCUAUGAUGAGUUGUUAUUUUUUACACAGAAGUUAUUCUUUUCGAAGAUUCAACUCAUUGUUUCCUAGUCGAAGGAAAACAAAAAUUCCGGUGCACUACAAAGCCGCUACACAUGAAGAAAGUGACUCUAGCUAAGGGGUGAUCUAAACUGGAGUAUAUUUGCUGAAAUUUAUUUUUUCUGGACAGAUUAGAGCCUUUUUAGGGUUUCUGCAGGGCUGGAAAGUAAGAGAACCUAGAAUUCUCAAUAAAAAAAUUUACCCCAAUAAAUUAUUAGGGGGAAAAAAUCUCAAUUUUUUUCUCUUCGCUAAUUUUUGGUCCUUUACGCAGUCUCAAUGUCUACUGAGUGCAAAAGAUUUUUGCCUCUUAUAUUUCUAAUCGGGAAACCUGAGAAGUAAGAGAUCAGAUGAAGUAAUCAGUAAAAGUGCACCUUUCUUAAAGCAUAUCAGUACACUGUGAAACAAAAAAUAAAUUGAUUCGUUUCUUCUACGGUCAAAGGACAAUUGGGGAUUUUUUUUUAUUCUGAAACCUGCAGACACCUUGAUUGUAUUUUGAACUUGAAAAUCAAACUCUCCUCUGCACUAGGCAUACUAGAAAAUCACUAACGCUAGCUCUGGUGUGUCAAGCCCAAAAAUGAUGAUAGGAAGGUUGUUAAUAGCUCAACCGAAUACAGCUCUUAUUACAGCUCUUUAUUUCUCUCGUUAUCAUAGUGAACUUUGUUAGCCUUGAGUGGAAUAUUAGUGGCGUGAGAAUUUAAGAUAAAAUUGAAGCUCCUUAGACUUGUGUCCUUUCUAAAAUUUCUUGUGGAACCCGGUGAAAUUAUCGUUUUCCAUGCAUGUCAUUGGACUAUCAAGCAGGAAAAGAAGUGAAACUUUAUUAGAUAAGUUUUCCUAUCAAAAUUGUACGCAAUGCAAGUUAAAAUUUAAAGGAAUUAAAAGUACUUUAUUUGCAUUUUGCACAAGAAGAUCAAGGGUAGCUCAACGUCAUUGAGAAUAGAAGAGAACAAAUUAAUUUAUUGUAGAAGGAGUAAUUCAUCAGUAGAGUAAAAAACUGAGCUUGUCAAAUAGUGCGCAACUACUCUCUGAAAUUUUACCAGGAAGUCUACAGGUCUAAAAAAACUCGGAAUUGUCAAAGAAAGAAACAACAGGGGAAGAUUCAGGGACUUUUAUGAAAAAGGCUGGAAAUUUGAAAAAUCUUACGACUUGCAAUAAGUAAAAGAACAUCAUAGCUAUCCAUAAGAUCAAUCCGAGUCUCACCCUGAUGUGGGAAACAAUAUUCUUUCAAUGAGGGACUGCAAUUUUAGUCAAUUGAAUUAUCAAUACCUGAUAAAAAAGAUUCAGAUGUUUCUAUUAUUUACAGUGAAUGAAAUUAAUAUCAAAAUUGUUUCAUUUCUAGUUCUACAUUCUAAAUUUUCCACUUUAAAAGUCAGGGAAUUUUCUCCUCCCGAAUAUGUAGACACCCUGGUUUUAGUUGGUGCCUCUGAGAAAAUCACCAACUCAUGCAGCAGUGGUUGGUUAUGGUGAAGUAAUCAUCGCAGAAUAAAUUAAUGUUUUUUGGCAGGUGAAUAUAAUAAUGGACUAUAAUAAUCAAUUCAGAAACAAUAAUUUUAUUUGCAAAAAAGUUCUUUACACGUCUUACCCAUACCCACCCAGACAUAAGGCAUUCCGCGACUGAAUUAAAUUUUGAAGAGAGAAUAUGUUGCAAAGUGCUCUAAUUGAUACCUCGUUGAUGCUCAUUUUUUAGGUUCUUUCAGGAGCUGAUCCUCAAACUUUUGGAAUACUCCUUGUAUUCUAGUCAGGUUUGGAUUAAUGUAAUUUAAGUAAUUCGCAGCAAUCAUAAAUCAUUUAACUUAAGCAGUGUGAUAGGAGGUAGCUAACUCCUUUGUGCUGAUCAUGAGAACACUUAACACAAGGUUAAGUAUUUUUUUAUUUAAAAAAUUAAGUAUGACAGGAAUUGUGUUAAGUCUUAAGCGUUCCUGCAGCUGCUCUGUGGAAAUGAAAUCACCCAUGAUGAGAACUGGGAAAUGAGCAAGUAAAAUUAAAAUAGGUAUUUCUUGUUCAACUUUAAACCAGAUGCCGUAAAUCUUACUUUUUUUUGCCCAAAAACUUAAUCUAAGGAUGUGUAUUCUUUAAAACUAAUUGUUUUUCUCUCGGUGUGCUGGGAGUCUCAUUUGUGUUAUUAAUUAAAAAUUGUACUACAAUUUUCUCGUUGUCAGAGAAUGUCAGCUUGUAAUUUAAUAUCAAUUUUUUGGAGGAACAGGAACAUCUAAAUAUGGUUGACGUUUGGAGUUGUCAUCAUACUGUAAAGUUAUUCAGAGAAAGAACAUUAAUAUUCAGAGAUUUUAUCUUAGGUAUUUAAAAAAUUCUCAUACUUAAUUUUUUUCUCAAAUUUGAUAGAAAGUCGAACAUUUACUGAAAAAUUACUUCUUGCGACUGAUAAAAUGAAGUUAAGUGUAUGUUUACAGGAAAAGAAUAUUUCUGCUGUGAAAUUGCCUUGCAUAUUUUUCUAUUAUUUUUCCCGUAUUACCUACAAUUAGAAACAAUAAUGCUUAACGUGAAAGAAAAUUGUGCAGCAUAUCUUAUGAAUUUUUUUUUUAAAAAUGAAAAAAAAAACCUAAUGGUACAUGUUGAAUUGCAAUUUUUAAGUCAUUCCCACGUGGACCCGGAGAAUAAUGACAUAUCUUUUACAUUGGAUAUCAGUGAAAGUAAAAGAGCCCAUCCACAUAUUACAUCAUGCUCUAGAGGAUAGUUGCGUUUAUGUCAUUUUUACGCAACAUUACAGGAUGUGGGGGUAAUUUCUCAACUUACUUAAUUUUAUGAAACUAUAUAAAUGAACAAAGUAACUUGUGAUUUUUCUUCUCAUCUCUUCUUGUCUUAACUGCUGUCCUUUUUUUUUACACUGUGAAGAAAUACUGAUCAAUGCUUUUGGUUUAUCAAAUACUUUUUAGAGCAAUUUUGAAAAUUUGAGGAGCUAGCAUUAAGAAUAAUUUUUAGGGGAGGAUACAGUAUACUUACAUAUAAUUGCUUCACAAGAACAAUAUUAUAAUUGGCAUUUUGUCGAUUCUUUCCUGCGAUGCCAUUGUCAUGGAAGAGUAAACUCCCUUCCUCAAGACAAUUGAACAUACUCAAAUUGAAAGGAGCUUCAACUCCAUCGUGACCUAGACCCUGAAACUCAUGAAAAAAUACAUGUAUAACAGGGUUCAUGUCACAAUAAAAAUAGUUUCUUUUGAUUUCAAUGCGUCCAAUCAGCUGCAAGCACAUACUGUGCAGCGUAAGUACUCAGGAGGCAAAAUUUUGAAAUUGUGAUAUUUGUCUCCCCUUUCCUUGAAAGCGGGCCUUAGGAUACUUCGUAAUCUUGUCAUUGUUUUCAAUGACUAGGUUCUGCAAUGAUGUUUUAACUGUUGUAACAUUGUUAUUUAUUCUCUAAGUUUUAUAUUUUGUCUGUACAUAUUUCAAUGAAAAUCCCCCUUUUAUAUGUGUGUAAAUAUUAUCUAUUGAGCUUACACUGUGUAAAAAAAAUAAAAGACACGAAGUUAGAAUGUAAGCAUGUGUACAAAAUCCUUACAGAACUUACACAACUAUUUCAAUCAUCGAACAAGAAAAAAUGUCGGUAUUAUAACGUGUAGCGCACAACCAAUAAUUUUAUCAAGGUCAAAAUUGCGGCUUUUGCGGCAAAAAUAGAUGUUGCUGUAAUUCUCAUCUAUUUUUUUAUAAUUCUAUUUACAACAACUGCAUUGAAAAUCUUAUUGAAGGCAACGGUCCUGGGCUUGCAUGAUGAUACUUACUUCUCAUGUGUUCCAAAGAGAUCUGUUGCUCCAGAACGCAUGACCACUGCUUUUCACUUGUAAUUCAAUGAGAAAUUUAAAACUGUUAUUUUUGUCUACUUUAAAUACUGCUCUUUAUACCUAAGUACCUAAAAUUAGUUUAAAUUUUUUAUUUAAUAUUUCCGAAAAAUUAGACGGGUGAACAUGACUUUGAAAGGAAGACCUGUAUAAUUUUCACCCAGAAUGUUGUAACCCAGACGAAAAAGGGUAUCGAUAUCUUUUUUGUUCACAAGAUAUCGAGGCAUUAGAAUGUUCCACUUCGACCUCCUCCUCCCCUCAAAAUUUCAAGAAAAUCUGAAAAAUAUUUCAAAUCAAGUUCUUCACAUCUAAAUUUUAAUUGAUCCGUCCAAUUGUAUAAUUAAUUCAGUAAUUUUGUAGGUAUCUCUUUUGAAUAAUCUCAUCACGGAUCUGUAAAAAAACCAUUAUAAUUAACCCAUACUUUAAACUUAGAACUUUUGAAGGAAAAUUCAGUUGUCAGUUCAUUUCAGUUUUUUUAGUCUUUGAUUGUACAAUUUUAUCUUUACCAUUUGGAACUGAAAAGAAAUAAAAUGAAUCAGUAAGAAA